Lodderomyces beijingensis is the source of this 288-nucleotide messenger RNA. NCBI's taxonomy places the organism in Eukaryota, Fungi, Ascomycota, Pichiomycetes, Serinales, Debaryomycetaceae. The record is from the annotation of a GenBank genome assembly.
AUGGUGUAUGUCGAUGAACCAAUUGGCACCGGGUUCAGUUACUCGAGUCAAGACUUUUCAUUCAACUUGGACAAUGUCUCUGAUUACUGUUGGGAGUUUUUGGUCAACUAUUUCACGGUGUUCCCCGAGGAUUUGGACAAUGACAUAUACUUAGCUGGGGAGUCGUAUGCUGGUCAAUAUAUCCCUGAUUUUGCUCAUGCCAUUGCCACAAGAAAUCUGAAACUUGCCAAAGGUCAAAAAGCGUACAAUUCGAAACGCUUGUUGAUUGGUAAUGGGUCUGUUGAAUAA